GGUAGAGGGGUGUGAAGGUGCUGUAGGUUCGUUGAAGUAAUAGUGUUGAACGGGGAGUUCGGGAGACAAUAGCUUAAUAACGUUUUAUCAAGCUAUCAUGAAAUUAAUCAGGUUUUUGAUGAAACUUAGUCAUGAGACAGUUACAGUGGAAUUGAAAAAUGGAACACAAGUUCAUGGGACAGUAGCAGGGGUUGAUGUUGCCAUGAACACCCACUUAAAAGCUGUCAAGAUGACGGUCAAGAAUCGUGAUCCAGUACAACUAGACACUCUGAGUAUCCGAGGCAACAAUAUCCGGUACUUUAUUCUACCUGACAGUCUUCCUCUUGAAACACUUCUAAUAGAUGACACACCAAAGGCCAGAGCCAAGAAAAAAGAAGCAGCAAUGGGACGAGGGCGUGGUCGUGGCCGAGGCAGGGGGAGAGGAAGAGGUCGUGGCCGAGGUGGAGGUGGAGGAGGUGGAAGACGAUAAUUUUGCUAAAAACAUCACAUGUAUUUCAUACCAUCUCUGCCAUGAGUUGUUGUUGGAUUGUCCCAGAGCUUGUAUAAAUUUUUCAGUUUUAACCUAACCUUUCAAGAUGUAGCUCAGAUCUAAAGUCUUUAAUAAAAAUCUGUGUAUUUUCAUAUAGAACAUGACAGCUUGUAAGGUAUAUGCAAUUGUAUUCACACUUAAGAAUUUUUUUUAAAAUUACAUUUAUUUAAAACAAUUUACUUUCAUCAUUUUCAAACGAAGCUCCUUGUGAAGCGAGAAGGUUUUUCUGUCAAAGUUUAGUAGUUAAGAAGAUAAUAGUUCUACGCAUUCAUUCUGUUUUUACUAGAUCAAAAAAAUUUUAAAUCAAAUUGAAAAAAAAUCAUCUACCAAUUUGAAAUAAUGUUAAGAAAAAAAGGAGACUAUCAAUAAGAGCAGUGCAUCUUGAAAAUCACGUUUCUCUUUUUCCGUUCUUUUGUCUCAUGGAAUGUAUUCACAAACUUUUAUUCAGGAUGUCUUAGAAAUAUGAGAUAUAUAAAGGUGUUAUUGUCAGGAUAACAACAUUUUGAACUGCUGUAAAGGUUUUAAAUUGAUAUUCCAAUUAUUUGUAUUUUGCAUAUGAAGACUCUUUGCUGGAAAUAAAUAUCAUCUGUGACAUGUU
Limulus polyphemus (Atlantic horseshoe crab) is the source of this 1127-nucleotide messenger RNA. RefSeq names its product small nuclear ribonucleoprotein Sm D1 (gene SmD1). The transcript is spliced from 4 exons. The coding region runs from base 98 to 469 and encodes 123 amino acids. Gene Ontology annotation, molecular function: RNA binding. Gene Ontology annotation, biological process: RNA processing; spliceosomal snRNP assembly. Lineage: Eukaryota; Metazoa; Arthropoda; Merostomata; Xiphosura; Limulidae. Gene Ontology annotation, cellular component: U1 snRNP; commitment complex; spliceosomal tri-snRNP complex. The record is from RefSeq and is a predicted model, not a curated record.